GUGACUUCACCGGGCGCCCGGAGCCAACGCGGCACCGAAGGCCGGGUCCCCGCCCACGGCCCCGGCCGCAGGUGCCAGGAGCCCGAGGGGGCCGCGCCUGGACGCGCGGGGCUGGGGACCGACAGGCGCCCGGACUGCGCUCCCGCCUCUGCCUCCGCCUCCUCUUUGUAGCGAGUCCCCGGUCGGUCCUCCCCGCCCCCCGCGCGGCCCGCCGCCCGCCUUUCUUCCUGCCUCGCCUUCCUGCGGCGCGGCGGCCUCAUCUAUUAUAGAUGCUCGGCCGCGGCUGACAUCAGCCAGCGGCCUCCCGAGCGCGCGGUCCCCAGCCCGGCCCAGCCGCCUGCCGCCGCCCGCGCCCAGCCCCGCCGCCCGCUUUCUGUAUGACUGUCACAAAGAUGUCCUGGCGACCGCAGUACCGCAGUUCCAAGUUUCGGAACGUGUACGGGAAAGCGGCCAACAGGGAGCACUGCUUUGACGGGAUCCCCAUCACCAAGAAUGUACAUGACAACCACUUCUGCGCAGUCAACGCCCGCUUCCUGGCCAUAGUCACUGAGAGCGCGGGAGGUGGCUCCUUCCUUGUCAUCCCCCUGGAGCAGACAGGCAGAAUCGAGCCAAACUACCCCAAGGUUUGCGGUCAUCAAGGCAACGUGCUGGACAUCAAAUGGAACCCCUUCAUUGACAACAUCAUCGCCUCUUGCUCCGAGGACACUUCGGUGCGGAUCUGGGAGAUCCCUGACGGUGGGCUGAAGCGGAACAUGACGGAGGCUCUCCUGGAGCUCCACGGACAUAGCCGCCGUGUGGGGCUGGUUGAGUGGCACCCCACGACCAACAACAUUCUGUUUAGUGCUGGCUAUGACUACAAGGUCCUUAUCUGGAACCUGGACAUAGGCGAGCCAGUGAAAAUGAUUGACUGCCACACCGACGUGAUCCUCUGCAUGUCCUUCAAUACAGACGGCAGCCUGCUCACCACCACAUGCAAGGACAAGAAGCUGCGGGUGAUUGAACCCCGCUCCGGCCGUGUUCUACAGGAGGCAAACUGUAAAAACCACAGAGUGAACCGGGUAGUGUUCCUGGGCAACAUGAAGCGGCUCCUCACGACUGGGGUCUCCAGGUGGAACACAAGACAGAUCGCCCUCUGGGACCAGGAGGAUCUGUCCAUGCCAAUGAUCGAGGAAGAAAUUGAUGGACUCUCAGGCCUCCUGUUCCCAUUCUAUGAUGCUGAUACCCACAUGCUCUACCUGGCUGGAAAGGGGGAUGGGAACAUCCGAUACUAUGAGAUCAGCACGGAGAAGCCCUACCUGAGCUACCUCAUGGAGUUCCGCUCCCCGGCCCCACAGAAAGGCCUAGGUGUCAUGCCCAAGCAUGGGCUGGAUGUGUCUGCCUGCGAGGUCUUCCGCUUCUACAAGCUGGUGACCCUCAAGGGCCUGAUUGAACCGAUCUCCAUGAUUGUACCCCGGAGGUCAGAUUCCUAUCAGGAGGACAUAUACCCCAUGACACCAGGCACAGAGCCAGCGCUGACCCCUGAUGAAUGGCUGGGAGGCAUCAACCGAGAUCCCGUGCUGAUGUCUCUGAAGGAAGGCUAUAAGAAGUCUUCAAAAGUGGUAUUUAAGGCCCCCAUCCGAGAAAAGAAGAGCGUUGUCGUCAACGGCAUAGAUUUAUUAGAAAAUGUCCCACCCAGGACUGAGAAUGAGCUCCUCAGGAUGUUCUUCAGGCAGCAGGAUGAGAUUCGAAGGCUGAAGGAGGAGCUGGCACAGAAGGACAUCCGGCUCCGUCAGCUCCAGCUCGAACUGAAAAACCUGCGCAACAACCCCAAGAACUGCUAGCCCCGCCUCGGGCUGAGCAAACCCCGCCUCGGGCUGUUUUCCAAGCCGAUCUCUCCGCUGUUUUUACUGGUCCCUAAACUGCCUCUUAUCUGUAGAGCCCAGAGACAGGGCCUGGAUUGGAGCUGGGGACCAGUCGGUAGACCCUGCCUACCACCUCAAGAACUGGAAGCUGACUUUUGACCUCCUGACUUCAUGCUAACACCGGUCCCCCAGCCUCUCCUGGAAAGCCCACCCCUGACUGGCUGCAGCUUUUCCUUGCAGCCCCAAGAGCCAGGCUUUCCCCCUUGGCUCCCUGCAGGUCUCCUUAGAGGGACAGGAAGAGCGGGAUUACAGCCUGGUUUAGAACUUGAAUGUGUCCCCUGCAGAGGGGCUGCAAGGACCUGUCUACACAGGAACCAGUCGCUCCGACCCCAGCGUUCCUUCUGAAGCACAGGCUGGAUUGAGGGGAGAGCGCUCUGCCCACCUCCUGCCUCCUCGCUCUGCCCACCUCCUGCCUCCUCCUGCUCCCAGCUGCUGAGCAAGCUCAAGUCAUCUCACCCAAUGGUGAGCGCCUGGCAGCCCGCCCUUUUCUUUCUGAACUCUCCCACCCCCUUGUCUUCAGGGAAUGAAGAGAACGCUCUCCACGGCCAUAAUGACCCUCUGCCUACCCUGUGGUUCUCUUCAAAGCUCUUUUACAUCCCUUUUCCAUUUAAUUCGUGAAGCAGGCAGAGUAGGGAUUAGUGUCCCUACUUGUCAAAUGACAGAACUCAGGGGGUCACUCAGAGGGUCAGCAGCAGACCAAGUACCCUUGGUAUCCAGAGCCCCCGCGGCCAGGGCCCUUCCCACUGUAUUGAGAUGCCAAUCCCCUUGUGGGCUUCCCCAGAAAGAGACCUGGAAGCCACUUCCACUGUCUGCCCAACACCAGUAGUGCCAACAUGCAGGCUGAGGCCUUCACACUCAGUACCCCUGGACCCUCCUAGCCUGCACUCCGUGCUCUCACUACCUUCGGGGGUGGGGUAGGGGGUGGGGCUCCAGCUGACGUGAGGCCUCUUCCUGGAAGCUGAGGCAGAGAAAGGAUAGAGCUUGGCCCUAGGGCAGGCAGAGCAAGAUGGCUUCCAGGGACGCUCUCUCUGCCUGUGUCUCCCUCCACCCCACCUCCCUCCCCACUCCCAACCCUGCUUAUCUCAGCCACUUUCAGCCUUACACACGCAGGAUGACCACAGCCACUCCACCCACAUAGCACUUUAAAGUUUACCCAGGUUUUGGACACAUAGAUCUCAUGCAUCUGCCCUACUUUACAGUGAAGGUAACCAGGAAAUGGCCCUCUGCACGCAGCUCUGGGAUGCGGCAUCUCUUUGGUCCUCUACACGCUUCCUUUAGCCCCUCUCCCCUCCCUCUUUCCAUUCCCCACCUAACACAUGGAGCUCAAAAGCCCUGGUGUCAGGACAGUCACCGCCCUUUGGGUAGAGGAGACGCAGGACCUCUGUCCCUGCCUGGGAUCUGUAUACAUAGGACACUUCUUGCCUGCCCAUCCUGCAAAACUUCCCAACUGCAGAUGUGAGCUGAGGUGAGAUUUCUCCAGCCUUGGGGCCUCUCCUCUCCAACCACCGACGCGCCCCACUCCCAGCGUGCUGAAGCGAGUUCUCCCACACCACCACAGCUAGACUGUCAGCUCUCAUCUCCCCUCCACACUUCUGGAAUUUUCUUUCUCUCCAUUGACCUUUGUGGUCUUCUGUGAUUAUUUAUGCUGCCUCCCAAGGUUAGAAUUGAAAUAAAAUGUUUUCAGGUUAUCAA
Messenger RNA from Mus pahari (shrew mouse), 3593 nucleotides. RefSeq names its product coronin 2B (gene Coro2b). Gene Ontology annotation, biological process: actin filament organization. The record is from RefSeq and is a predicted model, not a curated record. Gene Ontology annotation, molecular function: actin filament binding. The coding region runs from base 378 to 1820 and encodes 480 amino acids. The transcript has 12 exons. NCBI's taxonomy places the organism in Eukaryota, Metazoa, Chordata, Mammalia, Rodentia, Muridae.